Aspergillus ibericus CBS 121593 is the source of this 1263-nucleotide messenger RNA. It is a transcript of the gene cdc43, whose product is annotated as protein geranylgeranyltransferase type I subunit CDC43. Gene Ontology annotation, molecular function: CAAX-protein geranylgeranyltransferase activity. The record is from RefSeq and is a predicted model, not a curated record. Gene Ontology annotation, cellular component: CAAX-protein geranylgeranyltransferase complex. Lineage: Eukaryota; Fungi; Ascomycota; Eurotiomycetes; Eurotiales; Aspergillaceae. The transcript is spliced from 5 exons. Gene Ontology annotation, biological process: protein geranylgeranylation. Bases 1 to 1263 code for a protein of 420 amino acids.
AUGACCGACGUCGCAGUCACCUUUACCAAAGAACGACACAUCAAGUAUUUCCUUCGAUGCCUCAAGACCUUCCUUCCCAGCCUAUAUACCUCAAAUGACUCCAAUCGCAUGCUCCUCGCCUUCUUCACGGUCGCCGGCCUGGACCUUCUAGGCGUAUUGCAGAGCAAAACCACCGCCGAGGAGAGACAAGGAUACAUUGAAUGGAUCUACCACUGCCAGGUGCCGACGGGCGGGUUUCGAGCAUUCACCGGAACAGACUUUGGCGCAAAGAAUCGCACCCCAGAGAAUGAAGCCUGGGAUCCAGCCAAUGUGCCUUCGACCUUCUUUGCGCUAGAGCUCCUGCUCAUCCUCGGCGACGAUCUAUCGCGCGUGAAGCGGUCUGAAUGUUUACAAUGGCUCCCGCAGAUGCAACGUAGUAACGGAAGUUUUGGCGAGGUGCUUGGCCCUGGAGGGAAAAUCGAAGGUGGCGGGGAUCUACGGUUUUGCUGCUUUGCAGCAGGCACGCGGUAUAUUCUGAGGGGGAAGGGCGGGGAAGAUUUGGACGGCAUCAAGGAUAUUGAUGUGGACAAACUGGCAUCGUUUGUUCAGGACUGCCAAGCAUACGAUGGUGGUAUGGGAGAGGCGCCCUUUUGUGAAGCGCAUUCCGGUCAUACAUAUUGCGCAAUGGGCGCUCUAUCCUUCCUAAACCGCAUGGCAAAGGAUCAGCAACCGCCACCAGUCCUUUCGCCAGGUGUGAGAGAGUUUGAGUCCCUGGUUCGUUGGCUCGUUUCCAGACAAACUGCAGAGCUUGGUGACACAGAGGAGGACUCCGAUGAUGACGAUGAUGGCCCCAAGGCCGAGGCCCAGAGACUACCGAAGGCUGUCGAGGAGCCAGGCUUAGAUGAGGAUCCCGAUAACCUUCCUUUUAUAUUACCACCAAUGGAAGCGUCUUUACGAUGUGCAGGCUUUAAUGGACGGUGUAACAAGUAUGCCGACACCUGUUACUCGUUUUGGAACCUGGCGACUUUAGAUAUGAUGGAUAGACUUGACCUGGUAGACACCGCUCGAAAUCGGCAAUAUCUCCUCGGGAAAACCCAGCAUAUCAUCGGCGGGUUUGGGAAGGGUGUGGGUGAGCCACCAGAUCUCCUGCACUCCUACUUUGGGAUGGUCGCUCUCGCGUUCCAGGGAGAAGAAGGGCUAGACAGUGUUGACCCAGCACUGUGUAUCAGCCAUCGGGCGGUGCAACAUUUACAGUCCCUCCCUUGGUGGAAGGAAGGGGCGUAG